CAGCACAGAGAGAGAGAGAGAGAGAGAGAGAGAGAGUCUAGCCUUUGCUUUGAUUGUUCUUACUUCUUCCUAUGCCUGUUCGUCUCCAUCAUUGGCGACCCAUUUCUUCACAAUUUCGAAUUUUCUUUUCAAAUCCAUUACAUUUUGAACAUUCGAGAGGGGAUAGAGUAGAUGGAAAUGGAGUUUAAAGGUACCCUUUUUGUGGGUCGGGUGUCGUACUUCACCAAACUGUCACAUCCUAGUCCUUUAUGAUUCUUCUUUAUCGCCAAUGGUAUAAAGCAAGAAACUUCGUGAUCUGUCGCUGAACUCCUCGAUCUGGGUCUGCUUUCUCAGUUCUUCUGCUCUUGGAGGAAGAAGAUUAUGGAAUGUACCGUUCUUGCAGAUUUGAGAAAAGCAAAGGAAGAAGUUUGUGUGCAAGUUUUGCAACAAAAGGUACUCAUCCGGGAAGGCCUUGGGUGGGCACAUCAGAACCCACAUGAAUGAGAAUUCAGCUGAAAAAGAAGCAGAAGGUAAUGGAAAGGGAAUGAAGUUUCCAUCUAUGGAUGGCGGAAGCAAGAACAAGAGAGAUUCGGGGUCUGAAACUGGCGGUUGGAAUUCCAGUUACGGUCUUAGAGAGAAGCCCAAGAGAACACGGUGGUUUGUGGAUUCGAGUUCUAGUUCAUUGCAUGAAAGGUUUUGUAAAGAAUGUGGCAAAGGCUUUCAGUCGUUGAAAGCUCUCUGUGGUCACAUGGCUUGUCACUCCGAGAAAGAGAAGAUGAAUGAGAACCAGAAACCCGAAAUUGAUAGUCAAUCAGUUAUCGGGACAUCGGCUUCGGGGAAGCUUAGGAGAUCGAACAGAACGAGGUACAAGACUCUUGAUGAUUACCCUUUGGCCAACGGUUCUUCAUCUGUCUCGGAGAUUGAACAAGAACAAGAAGAGGCGGCUAUGUGUUUGAUGAUGUUCUCAAGGGACUCUGGUUGUAGAGCUGGUUUCAGUUCGGUGGUGGAAUAUUCCAAUAACAAUUCAGUGGUUUUAGAGGCCAAAUCAUCGUCUAUCGAGGUGAAAAUUACAAUGAAGAAUGGUGGGAAUUAUGCAUCUGACAUGAAUCAGUCUGUUAAGCUGAAGAAGCAAAGAGAUGAGUUGAAAACUUCUGAGAUUAGUUUUUCCGAUAAUUCUGAUUCUGGGUAUUUUAAGAAUGGACCCAAAAAGGCUGAAUCAGAUGUUUCUGUGGAUGGAUCUCUUACGAGUGGUGAAUUGAAGAAGCCCAAAGUGGAAUAUAGAUCUGGAGCUGGAGGCUUUAAUGCUGAAUUGGCUAAAACUUCGAACAGAUUCAAUUGUGUGACGUCUGAAUUUGGGGGAUUGCUUAGAAAUGAAGGAUGUGAUCAAGUGGGGAGAGCUUUCGUGGUGGGUAAUUCGAGAAUGAGAACCAAAAAUGGUUCUUAUGCUCAGAAGAGAAAGAAAUAUGAGUGUGAGAAUUGUGACAUGUUCUUCCAUUCUCGUCGGGCUCUAGGAGCGCACAGAGCCAGCCAUACACAGAUCAAUGGGUGCUGGGAGUCCAUGUAUGAUAGGGGCGAAAACAACACAGACACUGAUCAUUCUCUUCCUCUUCCAAAGCAUUGCAGUAAAACCCUCGAGUCUUGCGGUGUCAAAAUCUCAAAUAAUCAAAGCAUCUCUGGCCAUUCUGGGAAGCCAAAGAAAAGCAAAGGGCAUGAGUGCCCAAUCUGCUUCAGAGUUUUCAGGUCGGGACAAGCUUUAGGUGGUCACAAGAGGUCUCAUUUUUACGGAGGUUCUGAAGAAAAAACUAUUAUCAUCGAACAAGAGCUCCCUGAGUUUCCUGGCCUAAUUGAUCUUAAUCUUCCUGCACCCAUCGAGGAAGAGGCAGAUGGACAGGCUGAGUUCAUGCCAUGGGACAACUUUUUCAUGGGGCUCAGGUCAGCUUGCAUCAGGCAGAAUCAAGAAGCACUCGAAGAGAAUCAGCUCUCCUAAUCUGUGAAAUGGGUUGGAGUCAGCUUGCUUGCUUGCUUGCUUGCACGAUCAUUUGAAUCGAGGAACAGCUGUGAAGGAGAAACUCUCACGCAAGCAAGGUGCUGCUGAUUAAAGUGGGUUUUGAAUAUGGGUUUGUCCUCGUUGCUCUCAAAAAUUCAGAAACUAUAUGGGAAAAGAAGACAAGCAAUUUAAUAAAGGGACUUUUUAAUGGGUCUGCCAUUAUGCAGCAAUGUCCAAGUCCAUUGCCAUUUCGACGAAAGUGCUGCUGCUGCAGCUGCUGGGACUAAACAGUUUUUUUAAAAGACUUUUUAACUUUAUAUCCAAUCAGCUCCAAGGCGUAAUACGGCUUCGCUUGAAGUACACCGACAUGUUACUUCGACAUGUACGUGGGGUUAUACUUUAUUGUCUGCGGUGGGAGAGCCAUUGGAAUUACACUCAUUUUUCUUUUUCUUUGCCACUUAUCCCCCCAAGCUUUAGCCAUUUGGAAAUUGGAAUGCCCCUU
This is a messenger RNA of Juglans regia (Persian walnut), 2468 nucleotides long. Its product is annotated as zinc finger protein 37-like. Bases 476 to 1966 code for a protein of 496 amino acids. The transcript has 3 exons. The record is from RefSeq and is a predicted model, not a curated record. NCBI's taxonomy places the organism in Eukaryota, Viridiplantae, Streptophyta, Magnoliopsida, Fagales, Juglandaceae.